AUGGCCUCUCGUUUCUUGGCUUCCGUUAACUCCUUUCAUUCUCAUGGCCACUGUCAUCUCACGCCCUCCUCUCCUUUUGCCGUCGCUCGACCCUCAUUCACAUUUCUUAACAGCAGAGCGAUUGAUGGGUGGAGCUUGAGGAAGGUUUCAAGCAAGCAUGUACCGUGGAAUGCUGUGGCUCCCAGAGCAUUUAUGUCAUCAACCGUCAGCACCGAGGCUGUUCGUGAGAGUAAAGUCUCGAAAGAAUAUGGGUCGGAGCAGAUUCAGGUAUUGGAAGGAUUAGAAGCUGUAAGAAAACGACCUGCCAUGUACAUCGGAAGCACUGGGUCCCGCGGCCUUCAUCAUUUGGUUUAUGAAAUCUUGGAUAAUGCCAUUGAUGAGGCACAAGCAGGAUUUGCUUCAAAGAUUGACGUUAUUCUACUAGCGGAUAAUUCAGUGAGCAUCACAGACAAUGGGCGUGGGAUCCCAACUGAUUUACAUCCAACCACAAAAAAGUCUGCUUUGGAGACUGUCUUAACAGUUUUGCAUGCAGGUGGAAAGUUUGGUGGUUCGAGUAGUGGUUAUACCGUGUCAGGUGGUCUACAUGGUGUCGGUUUAUCAGUUGUUAAUGCACUGUCUGAGGCCCUUGAAGUUACUGUGUGGCGCAACGGUAAGGAGUACAAGCAGAAGUAUUCUCAGGGAAGAACCGUUACAGAUUUAAUUUCUAACGAGCUUCCAGCUGAAAUGAGUGACCGUCAAGGGACUCGCAUACAUUUUUGGCCGGACAAAGAAAUAUUUACAACUGCUAUUGAGUAUGACUACAACACAAUUUCUGGAAGAAUCAGGGAGCUUGCUUUCCUCAAUCCUGAGGUCACAAUUGGACUUGAAAAGGAGUACGUAGACCCAGAGAAGAAGCUGUAUAAUGAGUACAACUAUGCUGGAGGAUUAGUGGAAUAUGUGAAGUGGCUUAAUGAAGAUAAGAAACCUCUUCAUGAUGUAGUGGGUUUUAGAAAAGAAGCUGAUGGAAUCUCAAUUGAUGUAGCACUUCAAUGGUGUGAAGAUGCAUAUUCAGAUACUUUAUUAGGAUAUGCCAACAGCAUUAGAACUGUGGACGGUGGCACUCACAUUGACGGGGUGAAAGCAUCAUUAACUAGAACGCUCAACAACCUUGGAAAAAAGUCCAAACUCAUGAAGGAGAAGGAUAUUAGUUUAAGUGGCGAGCACGUGAGAGAGGGGUUGACUUGUGUCAUUUCUGUUAAAGUUCCAAACCCGGAAUUUGAAGGACAGACAAAGACGAGAUUAGGAAAUCCGGAGGUUAGGAAGGUUGUGGAUCAAUCUAUCCAAGAAUAUCUUACUGAGUACCUGGAGUUGCGUCCGGAAGUUCUUGAUUCGAUUCUUUCGAAGUCCCUCAAUGCUCUCAAGGCAGCACAAGCGGCAAAGAGGGCGAGAGAAUUAGUGAGACAAAAGAGUGUUUUGAAAUCAUCUUCCCUUCCUGGAAAGCUUGCUGAUUGUUCGUCUACGAAUCCUGAAGAAUCUGAGAUAUUUAUAGUCGAGGGAGAUUCGGCUGGUGGGAGUGCCAAACAAGGCCGUGAUCGCCGGUUUCAGGCCGUGCUUCCUUUAAGGGGUAAAAUUCUGAACAUCGAGAGAAAAGAUGAAGCUGCUAUGUACAAAAACCAAGAAAUUCAAAAUCUUAUUCUUGGUCUAGGACUUGGAGUGAAGGGUGAAGAUUUCAAUAAAGAUUCCCUCCGUUACCACAAAAUCAUAAUAUUAACUGAUGCAGAUGUUGAUGGUGCUCACAUACGAACAUUGUUGUUGACAUUUUUCUUUCGCUAUCAGAGAGCUUUGUUCGAUGAAGGUUGUAUCUAUGUUGGGGUCCCACCUCUAUACAAGGUUGAGUCGCACAAGAAAGCAUAUUAUUGUUAUGACGACAAAGACCUUAACGACCUUACACGUAAAAAUUCUCCGAACUCAUACACCAUUCAGAGGUUUAAAGGCCUGGGGGAAAUGAUGCCUGCGCAGCUGUGGGAGACGACCUUAAAUCCAGAAACGAGAUUGCUGAAGCAAUUGAGGGUAGAUGAUGUGGCCGAGGCUAAUAUUGUCUUUUCGUCUCUCAUGGGAUCCCGAGUUGAUACCAGAAAGGAACUCAUUCAGAACUCUGGAAGUCUCGUCAAGUUCGAUCAGCUCGAUAUUUGA
Striga hermonthica is the source of this 2172-nucleotide messenger RNA. Lineage: Eukaryota; Viridiplantae; Streptophyta; Magnoliopsida; Lamiales; Orobanchaceae. The record is from the annotation of a GenBank genome assembly.